UGUCAAUGCAACGUACCAACCCUUGUGUUUCCAUUGGAUUCUAGACUACGUAGACACUGUCACGGGUACAUUGAGCGAUUUUACGUUGUCCAGAAGGGAAAAAACUCUGCGUUUUCUGCUUUUCCUGUGAAAUCUGCGUAUCUUUACAGGCACCAGUAAGGCUGUUGGCUAAACCAUCCCCACAAUGCAUCGGCCCACCCGGCUGAAGAUCACUGACGUCAACCCGCACCUCAUUUGCAUAUUAUGUGGCGGGUAUCUGAUUGAUGCAACUACGAUGAAUGAGUGUCUGCACUCGUACUGUAGAGCGUGUAUUGUCUCGUAUCUGAGACAGAGCCGACAAUGUCCAAUAUGUGACACGGUAGUGCAUAAGACACGACCACUGCUCAAUAUAAGGUCUGAUAAAACUCUCCAGAAUUUAGUCUAUAAGCUUGUUCCGAAUCUUUUCAAAGAUGAAAUGAAGAGAAGGCGAGAGUUCUACGCUAAGCAUCCUCAAGCAAGUACGAGUAUGCAGUCACCCAACGCCCGUGAAGAACGGGGCGAAGUGUGCGAUGACUCCCUGGUCAUCUAUACGAAAGACGAGUACAUCAGCUUGUCACUUGACUACUACUUUCCACAACCCCGGAAAGACACACCAACCAAACCACUGAAUAGCAACGGGGAGGGGAGCUCUGCUGCCCCGGGUAAACGUCCCAAUGGAGAUGCCAAUGGCUUACCUGUUGACGUUGUUGAGAAGAGGUAUCUACGAUGUCCCGCAGCUGUGUGCAUCAGUCACAUUAAGAAGUUCAUCCGGAAUAAAUUCGGCCUCUCUUCUGCCCACAGGGUUGAAGUAGUCCAUCAGAAUGGGGAGGACGAACCACUACGCAAUGACUACACACUGAUGGACAUAGCAUACAUCUACACAUGGCGAAGGAACGGUCCGCUACCCCUACUGUUUCGUGUGUUUGAGCCAGUAUCUAAACGACUCAAGCGCAGCCAGUCAGGUAACUCGUCGUCCUCUGAUUCCAUAGCGUGGAGAGACGUCGAGGAACCGAUCGCAGCGUUAUCAACCCAACCCAAGGAUGUCGGUACAAAGCCCAAAACUCCAUCACCUCUUGCGUGGACGGAAAGGAGUUCGAAAGUGUCCAAAUCGUCUGAAGACGUACGGGCCGCGUCAAAGGAGACGUCGAAACCGAGCAUGUCCUGGGCAGAAGCAGCUAUGGCGAUGUCUGGGAAAUCUCCACAGGGUAGAAGGGCGCCCUCACCGAAAGCAAGUUCGGCCCCGAGAACUGAACACGUACCGGCUGUUGACAAGCUCAAAAAGUCUUCCCAAGCAACACCGAGUCCCAAGCCUCAUUCAUCCCCUACCAUCAUCAUUGUGUCGUCUGCAAGGACGCCGCCUACGUCAGCGGAACCAGGUAUCGGCGUUCCAAAGGUGGCGUUCAACACGUUGGCACCUUUAAGGCCGGUCAUCACGGUACCAAAGUCCACCACUGUCUCUGUGAAGACAGUCGGUGUGACGUCAGCAGCACUGACGAAGUUGAGUGCACCUACACCACCAAAUGUGCUGCUGACGACACCAAAGUGGAAGGAGUUGCCGAAAGGAGAGAAGGGCGUCGUGUUGGUUAAUAAAGAGGCUGUUGUUCCUAAGGCCUUUACUCAAAUAAAAAGGACGAUUUCAGAAGGGAGCAAAUCCACCCAACCAACAGUGGAAAGAAAAAUCGCAGCUGAUCUACAGACAAAGGCAACAGGAUAUACUAUCGGGCAAACGGUGAAUGUGCAAGACCUAAAUAAGAACACCAUGGCUAUGAAAGUCAUCGCCCCACCCAUAAAAGUCACUGCCCAACCCAUAAAUGUAAUUAGCCAACCCAUCAAUUUAAUUGCCCCACCCAAAAAGGUUAUUGCUCAACCAACCAAUGUAAGUGCCCCGCCCAUAAAGGUAAUCGCCCAACCCUUAAAGGUAGUAACCCAACCCAUGAAUUUAACUGCCCCGCCCAUAAAAGUCAAUGCCCAACCCAGUAAUGUUAUUGCCCAACCCAUAAAUUUAACUGCCCAGCCCAUGAAGACAAAUAACCCUCCUGCAACUGAAAAUAUCACUCUUAAUGCCCCGCCCACGUUGGCUGAUGCCACGCCCAAAUUGACCGAUGCCACACCCAAAUUGGCUGAUGCCAUCCCCAAAUUGGCUGAUGCCAUCCCCAAAGAGACUUAUGACCCGCCUCCAAGGACCGAAACCACACCUGCAAAGACUGACGUCAGAAAUGUCAACACCCUGGCCACUGGAGAGAGUGAUUCAACCCCAGCAAAGACUGAUGCCACGCCCACAACUGUUGACGCCACGCCCAAAACUGCUAAUAGCACACACGAAGAGCCAAUGGAUGUGUCCGUUUGUGACAAUAUCGUGAUUGACAGACCCGUGUUGCUAACGUGAUCAAGAUAAUUACCAUAUUCUAUAUGAAUAUGCAUGAAGAGGUUUAUUAUGCAGAUGGGCUUUUAGUAAUGAUGAAUAAGGAAACAUGUAUUUUUUAGAAAGGAAACACAGUAUGAGUUUUGAAUCAACAACAAUUGUCUAUAGAUUUACAACGAAAUACGAAACAUUUUGAGAACAAUUUCAUUGAGAAUCUGAUCAAGAAUAAAUCAAGCUCUACUUUUACAAUUAUAAUCUACGAAGUGGAAAGUCUUGUCUGAUUUAUAAAUCAAAAGACAGGCCGAAAGAGUCACAUCAUGUGACUUGAGUGUUUUUUGUUGUAGGGUCUUUUCAGCGUUUUGACGCCGUAGAACUAAAACUGUCUGAAUUUACCAACAUCAAUAUUUCUAAUUGAUUCGGUGUUACGAGCAUUUGCCAUUGAAGCAGGUUCCAAAUAAGGGUCCAUUGUUGUUACUUGUGUAGUCAGAAUUCUUUUUAUGAUAAUAAUAUAAAUUGUCCCAAGUUGGAAUUUCAUUAUCUUCCUCCCCCACCCCCGUAACUCCAGUUGCAGUUCAAGGGUGUGCGACAUUGUAAGAUUGGAAGUUUCAUUGAUUUGCAUGUUGUAAACGCCGUGCAUGGUUUAAAACUUCCCUUAGUAUGAGUACGCAAUUCAAUUGAAAUGAUUAAGUUUUUGAGAAAUUAGUAAAACAGAUAGUUUUAAUCUUGCGAGUCAAAAACUUGAUGUUUGACUUCACUGAAAACAAAGAUUUUUUUCUUGGGUUAUUUUCUCGUGACUCCGCUGGCCAAUUGGGAAGGUUUGAUUAUGUCUUGCUUAUGUUGGGUUCAAUUUUCUUCCUCUAUGGUUCAACAUAGCCCAUGUAGGACUUUUCCUCUGCGCUGUACACAUAAUACGAAAGUGUAAGGCUGACAGGGCUAGGUUCAACAUAGAGUGUGGAUACCGGUCUUAGACAAAAUGUUGUCCGUGUGCUUUCUUUGAGUGGAGAUUGUUUGACAUCUGACCCUUAAUUCCUUAGGGUUUAAAAACCUUAAGAAUUAUAUCGAGUUUAAAAUGUUUCUAAUUGUGAGCUCAGCGUAUUAAUCAGUAGACCCCACUUGUUCAACUUCCCUUCUGAAAGACUGUUAAAUUUUAUUCAAUUUUGAAAGAGUACCACGCGCAGAGUUUGUGGAGGUAAACAUUUAAACUUGGAUUAUUUUAUGCAUAAGCUCAAUGUAUACGCAAUCAAGUUAACUUUUGUGAGGAUUAAAUUAAAACCAUAAAUGAAAGUCAUGUACAUGUAUAUUAUA
This is a messenger RNA of Asterias rubens (European starfish), 3685 nucleotides long. RefSeq names its product polycomb group protein Psc-like. Gene Ontology annotation, biological process: negative regulation of transcription by RNA polymerase II. The transcript has 9 exons. Gene Ontology annotation, cellular component: PRC1 complex. Gene Ontology annotation, molecular function: promoter-specific chromatin binding. The record is from RefSeq and is a predicted model, not a curated record. Lineage: Eukaryota; Metazoa; Echinodermata; Asteroidea; Forcipulatida; Asteriidae. Bases 185 to 2404 code for a protein of 739 amino acids.